Molecule: messenger RNA, 3988 nt
Organism: Anopheles cruzii
Lineage: Eukaryota; Metazoa; Arthropoda; Insecta; Diptera; Culicidae
Product: E3 ubiquitin-protein ligase RNF19B-like
Exons: 8
Coding region: 432-3149 (905 amino acids)
Biological process (GO): ubiquitin-dependent protein catabolic process; protein polyubiquitination; positive regulation of proteasomal ubiquitin-dependent protein catabolic process
Cellular component (GO): cytoplasm; ubiquitin ligase complex
Molecular function (GO): ubiquitin conjugating enzyme binding; zinc ion binding; ubiquitin protein ligase activity
Source: RefSeq, a predicted model, not a curated record
GAUCGCAGCCAACUAGGAAGUAGCUACGUUCGCCCAAGUCACACCGAGCGUAGGAAUGUCAGUCGAGAUCGUUUCGUAAACAUCCGCGACAAAGAUGUCCUCACCGUUUGAAAAAAUCAUCGAUGAUGGGUUUUGACGUGGCCCAUCACAAAUGAUUUUUAUCACCCGGCUUUUAAUUACCCUAAUUUUCGUCCGCCAAUCAGUGGGUGUUUAUAGUUAGCUAACAAAAGUAACGUCGAUUUUAAACGGAAUAGUGAAUCAUCAUCGCACGUCUGUGUGUGGCAUCAGCUGGACGUGUGAUCGCCGGCAAUUAGUUAGUUAAAGGAACGAGAAAAAAAUCGUUGUUAUGUUGGUUUGAAUGCAGCUACCAGCUUCCAGCUUUGUCUCCUGCCUGCUCCUGCCUGUCCGUGGAAGACCGGAAGCCUGCCAAAAUGCGACGCACUAGCCGCAACUCGUUCAACUUCGAUUUCCCCCUGAGACGCUUACUGCUGCAGGGAGCCCGGGCAGCCCGCGGAAGUCCCCCACUCGGCCAGCGACUGUGCGAUGCUGAGAAGGGCAGCGGAUCCGGCGGCGGAAGCACCGCCAACGCGGGAGGAAAGCACGAUAAGACUGGGUCGUCUGGCGGCAAUAAGCACAAUUCCGAUGUAUCCUCGCAACAUUCGGCCAACUCGCCGGGCAACCUGGACCGUGGCACGUCCAGCGCAAAACUCACACCCAGCAGCCACAAAUCGUCGCACAGUCUGCACAGCAAGGGAGGUGGCUCCAGUGGGACCGGGUGUGGCUCGAACGCAUCGACCGCGGCUGGCUCGAGCGCAGCAGGAGCGGUCGGUGGCAAAUGUCCCGACGAGUGUCCGCUGUGCUACGACACCACCGUGCCGUCGGGCGAGGAGUUUUACGCGUUGCUGAACUGCAAACACUACGCGUGCCGGGCGUGCCUCGAAAACUAUCUGAUGAUCGAGAUAUCGGAGUCGCGGACGGACAUUUCGUGUCCCCAGUGCACCGAGUCGAUGCACCCGACCGACAUCCAGGCGCUGCUGAAGGCGUUUCCGGCGGCCAUCACCAAGUACGAGGACUUUAUGGUGCGAAGGGUACUGCUGGCCGAUCCGGACUCGCGCUGGUGCCCGGGACCGGACUGUAGCUACGCCGUCAUCGCUAGCGGGUGCGCGUCCUGCCCGCGCAUAUGCUGCCAGCGGCCCGGGUGCGAUGUGCAGUUCUGCUACCACUGCAAGGCCGAGUGGCACCCGGACCAGACCUGCGAUGCGGCUCGCGCUUCCCGCCAAAGUCCGACGCGCGCCCCGUCCGGUAGUAUUAGAAAAAGCUCACAGCAUAAAGAUGACAUCAAACCAUGCCCCCGCUGUCAGGUGCUGAUCGUGAAGAUGGACGACGGUUCCUGCAACCACAUGGUGUGCGCCAUUUGUGGGUCCGAGUUUUGCUGGCUGUGCAUGAAGGAGAUCAGCGAUCUGCACUAUCUCAGCCCGUCCGGCUGCACGUUCUGGGGCAAGAAGCCGUGGUCACGCAAAAAGAAACUGCUCUGGCAGCUCGGUACGCUGGUGGGAGCCCCGCUCGGUAUCGCUCUGGUGGCCGGAAUUGCCGUUCCCGCGAUGAUCAUCGGUAUUCCUGUUUGGGUUGGACGCAAAAUACACACACGCUACAAGGCUGCCGGCAAGCAUAAACGAAACUUUGCCGUUCUGGGAGGAGUGACGGCAUCGGUUAUCGUUUCGCCUGUUCUUGCGGGGUUGGCCGUUGCCAUCGGUGUGCCAAUAUUGUUGUUUUAUGUGUACGGCGUCGUUCCCGUGUCGCUGUGCCGUGCCGGUUGCGGCGAAGGUACGAAGUUUGAGUUUGACGAGGAAGAAGAUAACGGUUCCAGAAACCACGAUGCAGCCAGCGUGGAUGCGGUGUCGCGCAUCGGCGCUACCAGCAUUGGUGAGGUGAGCUUAAGCGUGGCCAGUGGUAGUCAUCUCGGUGUAUCCAGUCAGCAUUCGACGUACGGUGUGGCGAACCCAUCGACCACCGCACUCGCCGGCAGCAUCACUGGACACCGUCUGGAGGUACAGGCCGAUGUGAGCACUUCGGAAACAGCGUCAGCCGUAACGUGUGUUAGUGAAAAAUCUGGCAACACGUUGAACGAUGCGGCGUCGACGAAGGCGCUGGCCGGCUCAAUACUGAGCUACAAGCAGCAAACCGAAUCCAGCGCCUUCAGUGAAGAUGGUGCCUCGGAGCGGGUCCGCUUCGACAAUACCGUGUGUUACGUCAUCGAUGGCAAGAAGGACUCCUGUGAUAUCUGGUACACUGUCUCGUUGGAUCAGGAAACGGCCGCCGAUAAGGCGAGUUUGGGUAGUGGUCGCUCAUUCCGAAGCUCCGAGCGAUCGUUUAGGGACGAUUUUGACUCAACCAGUGUAUCGUCAGCUCACAAGCGCAUCAACUUUGGCAAACUCAUACCGAAGCUUGGUUCCGGUCAGCACCGAAACCUCUCCGUGGACAGUGCAACCGGAUCGUACAACAUCCCCGAGAACGUUAGUCUAGAGCAGGAAUUGGAACAGGAGGAGACCACUCCUGUCCCUGCAAACUCGCAGCAGCUACAAUCGCAGUCCCAACAGCAGCAGCAGCUAGCAGCAGCGGCCACACAACAACCGCUGCAGCCAUCGUCCCUGAAUCAUCCGUCACCGCACCAACGUUCGAACUCACUGAACCCAUCGCCCCAGCUGUCCAUGCGAAACGGUACGGCGGCCGCCGUGGCAACACGUUCGAUCGCCAGCAGCAGUGAGCUGGCCAGAUCUAGUGAGGCCAUCAAUCUGGCGAUUCUAAUUGAACGAUCGGCACUGGCGACGUUGGUGGCCGCUAACGAAACGGCUCAAAAUCGAACCAACGAAUCGAAACCAACUCGUGCGUCGAUGUCGAGCACCAACUCCUCGGCAUCAUCCUCAGCGCUGGCCGGUGGAGAGGCAGAAGAGUCGUUACCGGAGCGACCACCCGCUUCAGCACCGAAAUCACGGACACACAUUUUGCGAAAUCUGUUCUUCUCCCUUCCUAACCCUAGUGAAGCUUCAACGGCCGGUGUGGUCGAGUAUGGUCCGAAAAUGAAGGUCGCAGCGGAAGCGGCGAGCAUGGCAUCGUCCUCUUCGCAAUCUUCCGCCUCCCAGAUGCGAUGAGUGGCGCUGGUAUCAGCUUUUGAUACAUAACAACACAACGUGAACCAUUAACCACUGCGGGAAGAAAUUUAACACAAACAUGCAUUUGGGAUAUCCCGCCACCAGGAAAUGGUAGUGCAAGAGAACUGUGAAACCGAAGAACGAAUACUUUUCCAGCAUUGCUCUUAGUGUUUCGUUCCUCUUGAUUUUCGCCGUUAUCCUCCAGGGUCAGGGUAUAUCAUCCAUCAAACGAUAUCACAAGACUGCGAACGCGCAUAAGGUUCUAAAAAAGCAUCUCUUUGCUGGUUAUACAAACAAACAAAAAUAGUAGAAAAUCAUGUCCGUCGUGAGGUACUAGCGAAGACUAAUCGGUUUCAAAACCGAAGGGAUCGGUUUUGUUACCUUCGAAAGAGCGCGGCAGGCAAUAGUGGAGUUGGCGUGAUUGCGUCAAUUGCCACUUUAUUGUUUUUUGAGGCUGAAAUCCCGUAGAGACAGAAGCGAGGCAAGGAGAGCGAGGGGACAAUAUAAGGGAUAGUUGACAUAACCAUGUUCGUGAACGAUGGUACGACAGUGAGAGGAAGCGACAGAUAGAAUUUGGGAAGGAUUAUAGUGCGUUCCGAAACGCGUCGUAUAAUAAUUAAGUUGCAGAGCGGGGUUUCGUUCGAAAACGGUGUUAAAAUCCUUAACAGCAAAUUUCCUCUCUUGAUUAUGGGAUAUUUUUUCGUUCGUUUUUUUCUAUUUAACGCAACAGAAGAGAGCAAGGGCCAGCAGUGUUUAUGCAAGUAAUUCGCAUCGAGUAACGAAAGGUGGUCAGAGUGAGAGAAUGUGAUGAAUGAUGCAUGAAAUAUAGACUUUAAAAU